AUGGCAAGAAACGGAACGUCUCUGUACCAAGCGUACAACCCGUAUGACUCCAGGAACAUUGUCCCAAGUUAUCCCGGAGGCAGCAGCUCAGGGCAACCACAAUCCAGCGAAUCAGUUAAUUCGCCAGUUGUUCCUGAGGGGGGAAGACAGUCCUUCUCGAGACAUUCGACUUCACCCGGCGGCGCGAACAGCAGUGUGCCUAACUCCCAGUCCAACGGUGGCGUUCCUACAAACGGUUUCAGUGGCUUGCGCCCUAUGGCAAACCGCCCAUCCGAAUUGAACAUCAGAUACCCUGGUAGCAGAUAUACUCAGUCGGGACGGACCACAAGUAGCUUUAUGGGAAUCGCAUCGGGCGACCCCUACAGUUCGUAUUCUCGAUAUGGGCAAGGUAGCCAAAUGGCAAAUCAGCCUGCUGGCGAUGUUCCGGAAAGUAGCUCCACUAGCAGUACCAGUGAGGAGGAGCCGCAACCAGCUGAAACUGAAGACGAAUCUGCUGAGGCGGAAACCUCAGGCAGAUUAGGGGAGAGAAGAGUAAUGAAUCCUUACGACUUAUCACACAUUUUUCCAGAUAUCUACCAGGAUCAACAACCAGCUUCUUAUGAGAAUAUGACUAACCAAAGUCUUGCCCUGUUGGAAAUGACCACCAUCAACUCUGACCCUGAAGGGGAGUAG
Messenger RNA from Eimeria maxima, 672 nucleotides. RefSeq lists its product as hypothetical. Lineage: Eukaryota; Apicomplexa; Conoidasida; Eucoccidiorida; Eimeriidae. The coding region runs from base 1 to 672 and encodes 223 amino acids. The record is from RefSeq and is a predicted model, not a curated record. The transcript has a single exon.